AUGAGCAAGUGUUGUUUAUGCACUUGCGACUUAGAUAAUGGCCAACCAAUUGUGGAAUUGCAUAAGAAAGGAGCCGACUCCAUGAACGACGUUGGCGAUGAAGGGAUUAACUUUGAGAUUGGCCAGAAGGUCACGUUAAUUGCCGCAGAGAUUUCUGCCGAGAAGCUGGUUGAAAGAAAAACUCUGGACCGACAAUUGCAACAAAAGUCAAAUCAACCACUUCAAGAUGCUCGUCGAAUCCUCAAUUUCUAUGGAAUGAGCAUUGCUUCUUCUGUGGUGAACCAGCAAAAUACGAUGGGUGCAAGAAAGGCUUUGAAGUUAUCCCAGUGA
Molecule: messenger RNA, 330 nt
Organism: Paramuricea clavata
Lineage: Eukaryota; Metazoa; Cnidaria; Anthozoa; Malacalcyonacea; Plexauridae
Source: the annotation of a GenBank genome assembly